UACAACUAUUCUAAUCAAACCAGAUCUCUUUCUCGCUCGGACAUCCGAAUCAGAAACCAUGGCGUUCUUCCUCAACAAAGCCACUGUUUUCCGUUCUUAUAUUAAUAAGACGGAAAAUGCUUCAUCUCUCUCUCGUCGCGGAUUCCAUGUUGAACCAGGGCUUCGCGAGAAGGCUCUCUUAGCUGAAGACCCAGUCUUAAGUCGGUUCAAGUCACAUAAGACAGGUGUUCGUGUAAUCAAACGGAUAGGGGAUGUUCUCACCAUCGUUGUUGUGGCUGGGUGUUGCUAUGAGAUCUAUGUGAGAGCAGUAAUGCGAGAAGAAGCUCGGAAACAAUCAAGUAAUGCAUAAUGAGAGGAGUGAGUCUCCUCCCCGGUCUUGGCUAAUUUCUUUUCUGCUUUUGUUUCAAUCAACAACAGCAGGACAAAAUUAAGUUCUUAAUAAAGUUUCUUGUAUAAGAUGUUUUGUGUUAUCCUGCUUGAAGCUUGAAGAUGAUAAUUGUCAAUGUACUACUUUGAUAUUCACUUUA
Molecule: messenger RNA, 527 nt
Organism: Impatiens glandulifera
Lineage: Eukaryota; Viridiplantae; Streptophyta; Magnoliopsida; Ericales; Balsaminaceae
Product: succinate dehydrogenase subunit 7B, mitochondrial-like
Exons: 4
Coding region: 59-349 (96 amino acids)
Source: RefSeq, a predicted model, not a curated record